ACAUGCGCAGUGGCGCUGAGGCGAGGUCGCCGCGAAGCCGAGGCGCCGAGGGUUCUGGGCCGGGCUUCUCAGGGCCGGGCUGGGGCGUGCGGCUCCUGGCCGAGACGCGCUGUGCUUUCCGGAGAAGGGAAGUGGCGGAGCCCGAGGCCCUUGUGCAGCUCGGGACCGAGCCCGCCACGCAGGCUCCCGCGACGCCGCCGCCAUUGUUGCCUGUGGCCUCUCGGGCUGCUCCGGCUGCGCGUCGGCCCGGUCCCGGCGACAGGACCUUUUAUCCAUCCCUGCAAGUUCUGGGCUCGGAAUUUGUAACUAAGGCUGCUAACUCUACCUUGCUUCUGUUCUGCCCUUAGCUGUGGCAGUCCUUGAUAAAAUGUCUUUGUGGCUCUAGCAUGAGACUUCAAGCAGUUGGCUCACUACUGAAGAAAUAAAAGAUAUCACCAGAUUGACUCUCCUGUCUGUAGCAAUGUUAGCCUCAAGCAAGAGGAUGGCCAGUUCUUCACGCUCCCAAAUCCUUCUAAUGCGGAAGCCAGACAAGGCUCAAAUUGGACACCACAAUGUUGGGAAGGAAACCCUUACUGCAAGACUCUUGCGUGACACUGAGACCUGUCGACAGAAUUUUAGGAAUUUUCCAUACCCAGACCUGGCUGGUCCUCGAAAGGCAUUGAGUCAACUCCGAGAGCUCUGCCUUAAAUGGCUGAGACCUGAGAUUCACUCAAAGGAACAAAUCCUGGAGCUGCUGGUGCUGGAGCAAUUCCUGACCAUCCUGCCUGGGGAGGUUAGGACUUGGGUAAAGUCCCAGUAUCCAGAGAGCAGCGAGGAAGCAGUGACUCUGGUGGAGGAUUUGACUCAGAUUCUAGAAGAGGAAGCUCCUCAGAACUCUGCCCUUUCCCAAGAGACCCCAGAGGAAGACCCCAGAGGAAAACAUACUUUCCAAACAGGGUGGCUAAAUGACUUGGUGACCAAAGAAUCAAUGACAUUCAAAGAUGUGGCUGUGGACAUCACCAAGGAGGACUGGGAGCUAAUGCGUCCUGUACAGAAGGAGUUAUACAAGACUGUGACAUUACAGAACUAUUGGAACAUGGUUUCUCUGGGACUUACAGUGUACAGACCAACUGUGAUUCCCAUAUUGGAAGAACCAUGGAUGGUGAUAAAAGAAAUUUUAGAAGGCCCUAGUCCAGAAUGGGAAACUGAAGCCCAAGUGUGUACUCCAGUACAGGAUAUUUCUAAACUCACAAAGGAUGGAACCCAGACCAUCAAAUUAGAAGAAUCAUAUGACUUUGAUGACAGAUUACAGAGACAAGCAACAGAUACUUUCUGGAAAAUUUCCACUAAUGAAAGAGAUUUCAUUUUGAAGUCAUUCCCUUCACAAGAAGACGACCCUACAGAAGAUUAUCUUAGUAAAUAUGAUAUAUAUGGAAAUAAUUUUGAAAAGCAUUCAAACCUAGUUUUACAGUUUGAUACCCAAUUAGAUAAUAAAACAUCCAUAUAUGAUGAAGGCAGUACAGCCUUCAAUCAUGUCUCAUAUGGUGUUGUACAUGGGAAAAUACUUCCUGGAGACAAGCCUUACAAAUGUAACGUGUGUGGGAAAAAAUUUAGGAAAUACCCAUCCCUCCUGAAACACCAAAGUAGCCAUGCCAAAGAGAAAUCUUAUGAAUGUGAAGAAUGUGGGAAAGAGUUUAGGCAUAUCUCAUCCCUCAUUGCACAUCAGAGAAUGCAUACCGGAGAAAAACCAUAUGAGUGCCACCAGUGUGGUAAAGCCUUCAGCCAGCGUGCACACCUCACUAUACAUCAGAGAAUUCAUACUGGAGAGAAACCCUAUAAGUGUGAUGACUGCGGGAAAGACUUUAGUCAACGUGCACACCUUACUAUACAUCAAAGGACACAUACUGGAGAGAAACCAUAUAAAUGUUUGGAAUGUGGUAAAACCUUCAGCCAUAGUUCAUCACUGAUUAACCAUCAGAGAGUUCAUACUGGAGAAAAACCUUAUAUAUGCAAUGAAUGUGGGAAAACUUUCAGUCAGAGUACACACCUUCUUCAGCAUCAAAAAAUACAUACUGGAAAGAAACCAUAUAAAUGCAAUGAGUGUUGGAAAGUGUUUAGUCAGAGUACUUACCUUAUUCGACAUCAGAGAAUUCAUUCUGGAGAGAAGUGUUAUAAAUGUAAUGAAUGUGGAAAAGCCUUUGCGCAUUCCUCAACUCUUAUUCAACAUCAAACUACUCACACAGGAGAGAAAUCCUAUAUAUGCAAUAUAUGUGGGAAAGCCUUCAGCCAGAGUGCAAAUCUUACUCAGCAUCACAGGACACAUACUGGAGAGAAACCAUAUAAAUGCAGUGUGUGUGGGAAAGCAUUCAGCCAGAGUGUGCACCUUACUCAACAUCAGAGGAUUCAUAAUGGAGAAAAACCCUUUAAAUGCAAUAUAUGUGGGAAAGCAUAUAGACAAGGUGCAAAUCUUACUCAACAUCAAAGGAUUCAUACUGGAGAGAAACCCUAUAAAUGUAAUGAAUGUGGGAAAGCUUUUAUUUAUUCCUCAUCACUUAAUCAACACCAGAGAACUCAUACUGGAGAGAGACCCUAUAAAUGUAAUGAAUGUGAUAAAGAUUUUAGCCAGAGAACAUGCCUUAUUCAACAUCAGAGAAUUCACACAGGAGAGAAGCCCUAUGCAUGUCGUAUAUGUGGUAAAACUUUCACCCAGAGUACAAACCUGAUUCAGCAUCAGCGUGUUCAUACGGGUGCCAGACAUCGUAAUUAAUUGAUAAGGGAGACUUCAUUUAGGUUUUACAACUUGAUCAUUUAAAUUUUAUUUUGUGCACAGUGUGUUAAAAUAUUAUUCAAUAGAAGAAGUCUGAAGUGCAAUAUGUUAGAUACGACUCAGAAGUAUCAGAAUUAGUAAUAUGAAUAUAACCUAUUUAAAUUUAAUGUGAAAGUUAAGAAGGAAACCUCAUUGACUUCUUAACCUUUAUUUGCUAUCAGUUUAAUUCAUUCUAGAAAGAAACCCUAUGACAGGGUAUUCAAAAACCUGUAACUCAUCAACUCUUACUGUAUUUCAAGUACUUCUUAAUGAGGCCUUAUGAGUGUAACUUGGGAAAACGUCCGUCAAAUAGAAAUUUCACACUAGAGGGUAAUCCUGAGAUUAUGAGAGAAAAAGCUGCUUUCAGGCCUUUACAUCUCCCAGUAUUGAAGCCUUAAAAUAUGUAAAGGGUUGCCUCCCCUUUUCCUGUCAUGCCAUAACUACCAUAUGGAGCCAGUAGAUUUGCAAAAAAAAAAGUUGAAAGUAUUUUAAAGAUUUAUAUGUGGCCACUGUUUAAUUCCAGUUUCCCUCAAAUAUUGAAUUAUUGAAGAAAAGCUUAAUGAAAAAUGAUGUUAGGAUAAAGAAACUAAUGUGUAUAUAACACUUAGACAUGUGUACAGAUUUAGUUAAACAGGCAAAAAAUAAGACACUCCAAGCUUAAAUUAAUCUUUAAAACAUGUUAGCCUUAGUUUCACUGGGUUUUGACAUACAAGGGCAUCCUGAAGGAAAAAAUAGGCAUACAGUUCCCAUUUUUUUCACCUGACUCCUAAAUUAAUAACUUAAGGUUUCUCUGUGACUGUUUACUGUAGAAAGUCCAUUUCUUCCACUGAAACACAUGUUUCUUGAGUGCCUACUGUGCUCAGGUCCCAAAUUUCCUAAUUGGAUGCUUUCAGGGCUUAAUACAGUAUUAAAAAUCACAGCAGAUUUAAGCAACAAAAAGCUUUCUGUAGUAAUGAGAAAGUAAGGACAUGAUCUUAACUGUUUUAUCAUGGAGUGAACAUAAGAAACUGUCAAAAUGGGUUGCCAGAUGCUAUCCCAUAUCCCAAGACAAGGAAGUAAUGAAAGCAGCUAUGUGAGGAAUGUGGGAAAAACAAGUAACGGAAAAUAGAUUUGAGUUCACCGCUGAAAGUGGCUUAGGGAAAAAGGUGAAAGCUUAAUGGAGUGAGGAAAGAGAAUGCAUAGGUAACAUACAUGAAAUGUAGCUGGACUUGCUUUACCUAAGAAAAUAAGAGUGGCUACAUAAGAAAGCAAAAUUCAUACUGUUGAUAAGAAGAAACUAAAAAUGACUGAUUUUUAAGGAAUAAUUGGAAACCUGGUACUCCAUACAUAACAAGUAAAAUAGAGAUUACUCUUAGUAUGUCAGGAAAGAAAAUUCAUUGGAAAAAGCAUUGAUGCAGAAACUUUCAUUGGUACAGUAGUCAUUAAACAAUGAUAACUGAAUUUUUGGGUCCUAAACAACAUAAAAGGAAAACUGGCAGGAAUGCAAAUUGAAAUAGGUACAAAUACUAUUUAAUAUUAUAUUUAAUAUUCACAGCAUUCCACUAUCUGAAUAUAUGACAAUAUUCUGAGAACUUAGAUUCAUCCUGUUCAUAUUUGUUUCUCCAGUGCCUUGCAUAUAGCAUGUGGUCUAUACAUAUUGGCUGAAUUAAUGAAUAAAUUACAUAAAUUAGAAUUGAGUAAUAAGAUAGAAUUGACUGGCAUGGACUGAAAAUUGGUAGAACAAUACUUUUUUGUACAGACAUCAAAUAUUUAAUAAGUAUUAUUUAGUGGGUAAUAGGAAUUGCUUAAAAAUGGAGAAUCAGAUUUCAUGGGCCAUCUUUGCACAAGGAAAUUUUCCUGAACUAAAUGAGAGAAAAUUGAUAUGUUAAUAGAUUCUGGUGCCAUAAACAUCAAUUUAAGCAUUA
Messenger RNA from Lemur catta (Ring-tailed lemur), 4689 nucleotides. RefSeq names its product zinc finger protein 287 (gene ZNF287). Gene Ontology annotation, molecular function: RNA polymerase II cis-regulatory region sequence-specific DNA binding; DNA-binding transcription factor activity, RNA polymerase II-specific. The record is from RefSeq and is a predicted model, not a curated record. The transcript is spliced from 6 exons. The coding region runs from base 461 to 2746 and encodes 761 amino acids. Lineage: Eukaryota; Metazoa; Chordata; Mammalia; Primates; Lemuridae. Gene Ontology annotation, biological process: regulation of transcription by RNA polymerase II.